Phasianus colchicus (ring-necked pheasant) is the source of this 2065-nucleotide messenger RNA. NCBI's taxonomy places the organism in Eukaryota, Metazoa, Chordata, Aves, Galliformes, Phasianidae. The record is from RefSeq and is a predicted model, not a curated record.
UCACCAUCACCUCUCCUUCCAACCCAUCACUGCAGGAUUUGCACUCAGUGAGGGCACAGUCACUUGCUGAUGAUUCCCUGACUGUAGCAUGGAUUAUCUCAGACAGACAGAACUCUCACAGUGAUGGGUAUGUGGCAAUGCUGGAGGGAUGUAAGGUGAGAAAGUCACCCCAGUCACUGUCACAGCCACGACAGACAUGGCAUCAAAAUUGCUGCUCAGCCUUAAGAUAUUAAAUACAGCACUAUGGAGAGUGCAAACAGCCCCAUUGUGUUCAAGCAGCUGUGAGCAGUUCCAGCAGCGCUCAGACCUCUGCAGGAAGGAUUGCAGUCAGGGUUAGCAGGCUCAGAGCCACUGGAGGAAGGACAGGAGCCCACAUGCCUGCUCUGCCAUGCACUCAUUUCCUCCAUGGGUGGGCAUGAGAGGUGAGGCAUUGUGCUGUUACCACCAGGCAAGCUUCACACUUUGCAGCUCAGCAGCCCUGCAGUCAAAAUACUGUACGUUUUCUGACUCCUGAGCAAGCAGCAGCUCCCACCACAUGCUAAUAACCUGUCUGCUCCUCCACACAGAGGGUGAGCUGGAUGAAGAGCACUGGGGGUUGCAUUUUGCUGCAUGUGCUGGCAAGCAGCAGUCUCCCAUUGACAUCCAGAGGAAGAAGGCGGUGCACAACGUGCAGCUGCUGCAGCUGGAGCUGAGCGGGUACAGCCAGCCACUGCAGGGGGACUUCACCAUGACCAACAACGGGCACUCAGUCCAGAUCGAUUUGCCACCCACCCUGUCCAUCUCCCGUGGGCUCCCGCGCCCCUACACCGCAGUGCAGAUGCACCUGCACUGGGGAGGCCUGGACCUGGAGACCAGCGGCUCCGAGCACACGCUGGAUGGGAUGAGAUACGUGGCAGAGCUGCACAUCGUCCAUUAUAACUCUGCAGACUACUCAAGCUUUGAAGAAGCCAAAGACAAACCCAAUGGACUGGCGGUGCUUGCCUUCUUGUACGUGGUAGGACACUUGGAGAAUACCUACUACAGUGAAUUCAUUUCCAAAUUGGCAAAAAUCAGGUUUGCAGGUCAGUCAACCAAGCUCACUUCUCUGGACGUCCAAGCCAUGCUGCCAGAAAACCUCUCACACUUCUACAGGUAUCAGGGCUCGCUCACAACCCCACCCUGCUCUGAAAGUGUCACCUGGACCGUCUUCGACUCUCCCAUCAUCCUGUCUCAUGCACAGAUCGGCCUGCUGGAGAACACCUUGCUGGACUGGCACAACAGGACGCUGCGCAACGACUACCGGCACGCACAGCCCCUGCACGGCCGCGUGGUGGAGGCUUCCUUCCAAGCCAGACCCAGACAAGAACAAUGCCAGCCAGAAGAACUCAGCCUCAAACUGGAACAAAUCCAGACACAGCUCCGAGACAUGAAGAAAGAAGAAGACGUAACAGCUGGCUUCUCAAUCAUUUCAGGUAUUACACCCAGCACAUUCCCAGCUUUCUACUUCCCCAUGGAAAACAUUGAGAGCUUUGUGGAGGUCCGUCCCAGCCAUGAGAUGUCUCUCCAAGCCUUCACCCUGUGCUUCUGGACGCAAGCCCAGCACGUGGGCACUCAGACUGUUCUCUCCUACUCCACACGGGAGAGGGACAACGAGCUGGUGAUGACCACAGGCACAGAUGUGGGAUUGUGGAUAGGAGGCCAUUUUGUCAGCUUCCCCCUCUACCACAAGGCACAGGACUGGCUGCAUUACUGCGUGGCAUGGGCUUCCCAGUCUGGAAUAGCAAUUCUGUGGCUCAAUGGAGCUGCUGGGGAUGCAAAGAGCAUCCAGAAAGGCUAUGUGAGCCAGGCUGGAGGGAUGCUUGUCCUUGGGAAGGACAGAGACACUCUUCUUGGGACAUUCUCCAAUGGGUUUGCAGGGUGGAUGACGCAUGUGAACCUGUGGAGCCAAGUCCUCAGCCCUGCAGACGUUCGGGCACUUGCACAGUGCAAAGCAGGAAAGCUGAAGGGAGAUGUCAUUGCAUGGGGGGAAACCCCCAUGACCCUCUUUGGGGGGGUGGUGCUGGAGGCUGACACCAGCUGUCAGUGA